Molecule: messenger RNA, 1258 nt
Organism: Amphibalanus amphitrite
Lineage: Eukaryota; Metazoa; Arthropoda; Thecostraca; Balanomorpha; Balanidae
Product: early boundary activity protein 2-like
Exons: 9
Coding region: 63-1079 (338 amino acids)
Biological process (GO): positive regulation of neuron differentiation; negative regulation of Notch signaling pathway
Cellular component (GO): nucleus
Molecular function (GO): DNA binding; transcription corepressor activity
Source: RefSeq, a predicted model, not a curated record
CGCGUCUCGCUGUGGGGUUUGUCUUAUAUGUCAGUCGCUUUAUUUUUUGUCCGACUAUCGUGAUGGCGACCCACGCGUACGUCAAGUGGCUGGAAGAACCCGUGAAAUGGGAUGUAGUCCGACUGAAGCAUGUGAGAGGAAGGGGUCCUCUGGCUGCUGGCUCCAGAGUUGAGGUGAAGUGGGCUGGAGAAUUUCAUCCUGCAGUCAUAGUGGAGAUUGGGAAGCAAAAUGUUCUAGCCAAGAAACAACUGGACCAUAAGAGGCGACAGCGAGAGGCCUCACCUCCACAGGACCCUAUCAAGAGGAAAAGGCAGCAUGAUGAUGAUCAAGCAACCACAUCAGGGACAUCAAGAAAGCAGCAACAGAAGCGCCAGAAGAGACUGCAGUCAUUGGCCGUCCUGGACGAGGUCGAGGACAGUGCGGAGGAGUGUGCUGGAUGCCAAGAAAAGGAGGAGACGAUCGAGGGGCUGCAGCACGAUGUGGAUAGUUUGCGAAAACAGCUUACCAGGGUGCAGGAGGUCAUGGCCAGUGGCACCAAAAUCGAUGAAGUUGUGCGGCGCCUGGAGGACGCAGUCAUCUGGCUGGAGGAAAACAGGACCUUUUUGGCGACCAGGCAGGCGGAUUCUUCUGAUGUGUGCAGAAGCGCAGUGGUGACGCCAGCUCAGGACGCAGCGGCGUCGAGCUCGGUCCCGUCCACCCGCCCGGACCAACCUUUGCGGCGCGAUGGCCCCGAAAUGGUGUCUAUUGGACCAGCGACUAAAGUGCCCGCCGCCACUAUGAACAAGAUCACGUGGAGCAACCCAAAAAAAGCGGUCCGGGAGCUUCUGAUGGUGGUUUUUACCACACCGGUGCUUCGGGCGUCUUCGAUGACGGGCCGUCCGAGUAACGGAAACAAAUACCGGCAGACAGGUCUUGAUGUUAGACCGGCACUGGACCAGGAUAAGCUGCACGACCUUAUCGACUUUCUGGAAACGAAUACGGGCCUCACGAGGAGCGAAGUGAGGCGCACUAUCGCCGCGAAAAUAAAUGAUCUCAACAAGGCGAAGCGUUCGGUCGACGCACGCGAGGCUGCAGCCUAAAAUGUGCAACGUGCAACUAGAACCUGGAAGUGUACUGGCUGUGAGUGCACAGAACAUUUUGUUAACCCACGAGCCGCUGGGGGGGGGGGCAUAAAGUUGCCCCCCCCUUUACGUUUUGUGAAAUAUCUCCGAAACCUGAUGAGCUACGAACGUGAAACUUGGCAUAGCUUCAAAUGAAU